AAAAUGUGCCCAAACCGCAACGAAGGGGAAGCAUCAAAAGCUGGCGGGUGUAUUUCUCAUGAUUCUAAUGCUGUAAACAAUCAUCCAAAAAAUCUUGAAGAGGAAAUUAAUAAAAAUAUACAAACUAGUAAAGCAGAAAAGUCAAAAGGAAAAGAUGCUAGUCAGAAAAGGAAAAUUGCAAAAAAUUUGGCAAAACGAAAGUCUUCAGGUGGAAAGGUAAAAUCAAAGGACCAUUCAUAUUUAGCUAUUACAAAAGCAUUGAAUGAAGCCAGAAAGCGCAAGAAAGAGAAGAAAGAAGAAUAA
Meloidogyne enterolobii is the source of this 303-nucleotide messenger RNA. The record is from the annotation of a GenBank genome assembly. NCBI's taxonomy places the organism in Eukaryota, Metazoa, Nematoda, Chromadorea, Rhabditida, Meloidogynidae.